This is a messenger RNA of Penaeus vannamei (Pacific white shrimp), 1008 nucleotides long. NCBI's taxonomy places the organism in Eukaryota, Metazoa, Arthropoda, Malacostraca, Decapoda, Penaeidae. The record is from RefSeq and is a predicted model, not a curated record.
AUGAGACUGACAGAACAGAAUACAAGAUUGAGACCAUGCGACGAAGGCAGGAAGAAAAAUACUAAGGGAGUGGAUAUAUCAUUUACACCUAAAAGUCGCAAGAGGCACAGAAUAAAGCAGGACUCUUCAGAGCCGUCAAGAAAUGUGGAAACAGAUGACCGUUUAACUCAGCACAGAUACGCAAAUCGAAGGGCCUGUAAUGAUGGAGCGAAGAAAAGUAAUUCAUCUGAAGAUCUGGAUGCUACUCCAAGCUGGCGAACAAAGAGUGGUCGAGUGAUAGACAACUUGGGAGUAAGAGAAAUACCGGAGGGUUUCAGUGGAUAUUCAAUGACGCCACUACCGCUGCUUUACUCCUUACACCAACACACCCGAACAGACAAGAGCUAUGGGCCCAUGAAGCUCUCUCAGCUCGAUAUCAGAGAACAUAGGAAGUUCCGGGAGACUGCGCAUUUUGAACAAGCUUCGGGAAACACAGUUUUGGAGAAAGAUGCUGAAAUUAUCUUACAAGAUGACGACAGAUACAAGGGCAUCAACCAUCCUCGGGGAAGAGAGGAAGGAGGUGGCCCGAGAAGGAGGAGAAUCAUCUCCCAUCCAAUAACAAGUUAUUCAGAGAGCCAUCCACGAAGGUGGCCAAAGGACAGACACUCGGUAAGGGAUCAGUCAGAGGGACGAGGGAAAAAGGAACAGGAGAGGGAACCCAGAUACUCCAGCGUCCGCAAGUCACGUGAGAAAAAUGGCAGAGAUACUAAUUGUGCCGCAUUCUCAGGGAUGUCAUCCAACAGCCAUAAACAACAUGGAGUAAGGAGACGACCUUCCUAUGAGAGUUCGUCAGAAUACGAAGAAGUUAUUCUGAGACCCGGCACUAGCACAUCAACUGAGAUAGCACAUGAUAAAAGACAAUCCAUGCCACAACUCAUCUUGAGAGUUUCCGAGACUCUACAAACUUCCAGUGAGGUAUCCAUCGAAAAAAGUACAGAAGAAAACAGAGAAACAAUAGAUUCACCAUAA